AUCUUCACUUUUUUUGAUCUUAAAUACAAUUAAUACAAUGGAAUAUAUUCCAAUUCUUACUGAGCGCGAGCGCUUAGCUGAAGAUAUUUUAACAAACAAGCAAUUGGCUAUAGAUUAUGAUAGAACAAGAAACACUAAUAGAGAAGCGUUAGCUAAACUUAAAAAAGAACCUUUAAAUUCUCAAAAAAAUGUAUGGGUAAAUCUGGGAGACUUCUUUGUUAAGCUGGAAAAAGAUAAUGUAAAAACAUAUAUAGAAAAAGAUCAAAAGAACCUUGAAAAAGAAAUUUCUUCAUUAAGAGAUACAAUAAAACAAAAAACUACGGAAUUAGAAAAAUUAGAAACUGGCGAAAUUAAAAAAAUGAAAGGAUUCGAAUUACGUGGAAUUACUGCUAAUGAUUUAUAUAAUAUCACUGGUGUUAAUAAAGAAUUUGAAUUUGAUGAAUAAUUACUUUAAUUACUUGUUACUGUAUCAGCAAAACCAGGCUAUCAAGGGGGAAUUUAUCAUGCUUUAAUCAAAGACUAUAAUUUUAAUCCACUGGUUUAUCAUUUUUUUGUUUUGUUGUUGGAUUAAUUAAAUUUAUUAAUAAUUUAGUGAAUAAACUAUCAUUUGAUAUUUGACAAUAUUCAAAAAU
Rhizophagus irregularis DAOM 181602=DAOM 197198 is the source of this 632-nucleotide messenger RNA. RefSeq lists its product as uncharacterized. NCBI's taxonomy places the organism in Eukaryota, Fungi, Glomeromycota, Glomeromycetes, Glomerales, Glomeraceae. Gene Ontology annotation, biological process: protein folding. The record is from RefSeq and is a predicted model, not a curated record. Gene Ontology annotation, cellular component: prefoldin complex.